Molecule: messenger RNA, 1647 nt
Organism: Arvicanthis niloticus (Nile rat)
Lineage: Eukaryota; Metazoa; Chordata; Mammalia; Rodentia; Muridae
Source: RefSeq, a predicted model, not a curated record
AGUGCUGCUCCUGCAGAAGAGUGUGGGGAUGACGGACUACAGGACACUCUUUUCUUCUCCAGGUGCUGGCUCUGCUGUGACCACGCCUGUUGUUCUCAGCCUCCUGCUCCUCCUUAGCCGGGCCGCCUCAGACCCAUGCUAUGACCCAGGAGGGCAGCCUCGCUUUUGCCUCCCACCAGUGACCCAGUUGGUUGGCAAGGCAGCAGCCCCCUGCUCUCAGACCUGUGCUCUUCCUGCAGCCAGUCCUGGCCCUGCCUGCAAUGGUAGUCUGACCCUGGACCUGGAUGGCUCCUUCCUCUUGACAUCUGUCACCCUGCGUUUCUGCACCGCAGGACCUCCAGCCCUGGUUCUUUCUGCUGCCUGGGCCAUUGGAGGCCCCUGGAGGCCACUAUGGCGUAGGCCUGCCUGGCCUGGGGUUCUGGGGGGGCCCAAGAAGGUAACCUUUCACUCCCUACCAGGCCCCAAGACCAGGAUAGUGGCCAGCUACCUCCGUGUGGAAUUCGGGGGGAAAGCAGGGCUGGUGACCACGGGAGUAAGAGGCCGCUGCCAGUGCCACGGCCAUGCUGCCCACUGUGCCACUCGGGCCCAGCCCCCACGUUGCCGCUGCCGCCACCAUACCACUGGCCCAGGGUGUGAAAGCUGUCGCCCGUCCCAUCGAGACUGGCCCUGGCGACCUGCCACGCCCCAGCACCCUCACCCAUGCUUGCCCUGCCAGUGCCACCCAAUCGGAGCAACGGGAGGGAUGUGCAACCAGACCAGUGGCCAGUGCUCCUGCAAGUUAGGGGUCACAGGCCUGACGUGCAAUCACUGUGGUCCUGGGUACCAGCAGAGCCGCUCACCCAGGAUGCCCUGCCAAAGAAUUCCAGAGGCAACGACCACCCUUGCUACUACCCCUGCUGCAUCUCGAUCAGACCCACAGUGUCAAGGCUAUUGCAAUGUCUCCGUCAGCAGUGUGCAUAUGAACCUUCAGAGGUACUGUCUGCAGGACUAUGUUCCCCAGAGGCUGAGGCAGAAGAAAUGCAACGAGUUCUGGAUCAGCUUAGGCUACAGAUUCUGCACGCCCAGGUUGCAGAGUCCGCACAGGUUUCAGCAUCAUCGUCGUCCUCGACGUCCUUGUCGGAGGCCGCAGGCCCGGAGUGGUGGCGGCUGGCCGUGCACGUGCUGGCAGUGUUCAAACAGCGUGCGUGGCCACCCGUGCGCCGCGGCGGCCAGGUGGCCUGGGUGCCCCGCGCUGACCUGUCCUGCGGCUGCCUGCGCCUGCGCCCUGGCGCUGACUACCUCCUGCUGGGCAGCGCUGCGGAGGACCACGCGGACCCUGCGCGCCUCAUUCUCAACCGCCACGGUCUCGCGCUGCCCUGGAGGCCACGUUGGGCCCGGCCCCUGCGGCGGCUGCAACAGAAGGAGCGCGGUGGCGCCUGCCGAGGCCUGCUGCCACCCACACGGAGUCCUGGGCCUGGGAACUAAAGUGAGCGACUAUCGAAGGUGUGAGUCCCCAGAACCAAUCAGAAGCUGCAGUGCCCGUGACGCCACUCCGCAUGGUCCUCUGCCACGUGGGCGCUAGCGACAUUUAGCAAAAGGCGGGAAGCUUCAAGCAGGCUUUUGGGACCGGAAGUGACUGCUUUGGCCCGUGAGCCUUAAAGGUUAUUU